This is a messenger RNA of Callorhinchus milii (elephant shark), 1419 nucleotides long. It is a transcript of the gene gstt2, whose product is annotated as glutathione S-transferase theta 2. The record is from RefSeq and is marked provisional. NCBI's taxonomy places the organism in Eukaryota, Metazoa, Chordata, Chondrichthyes, Chimaeriformes, Callorhinchidae. Gene Ontology annotation, cellular component: cytoplasm. Gene Ontology annotation, molecular function: glutathione transferase activity. Gene Ontology annotation, biological process: glutathione metabolic process.
CAGUGUGAGCGUGUGCGUGUCAGUGUGAGCGUUAGCGUGUGCGUGUGAGCGUGUGCGUGCGUGUCAGUGAGUGCGGUUGUUGACCCGGCACAGAUGCAGACGCUGUGCCGCGCGGCCGGGACUCUCGUCGCCUCCAUGUCCCGCAGACCGGUGGAGGUGUAUUUUGACCUCCUGUCCCAGCCCUCCCGGGCCGUGCUGAUCUUCCUCAGGGCCGCCGGCAUCCCACACGUGGAGAGACCCGUGGCUCUGAGGAAAGGAGAACAGAACAGCCCAGAGUUCGGCCGCCUCAACCCUAUGCGUAAAGUGCCAGUGAUUGUGGACAAUGGGUUUGUUCUGACCGAGAGUGUGGCCAUCCUAAAAUACCUGGCCAGCACCUACGACGUUCCACAGAACUGGUACCCCCGGGACCCCCAGCGGAGGGCAAAGGUCGAUGAAUACAUGGCCUGGCAACACCUUAACACCCGGAUGAACACAGCCAAGGUCUUCAUCUUCGAGGUUCUGAUUCCCCAGAUGACAAGCCAGCCGGUCGACGAUCAGAAGGUGUCCAAGGCACUGAAAGAUCUGGAGGGAACCUUGGACAUGUUGGAGACCAUGUUUCUCAAGGAUAAGCCUUUCCUCUGUGGCGAUGACCUCACCCUCGCGGAUCUCCUGGCCAUCUGUGAACUCAUGCAGCCUCUGGGAGGGGAUCGCGACGUUCUAAAGGAGCGACCGAAAUUAGCGUCCUGGCGGAGCAGGGUGCAGUCGGCCCUGGGGAAGACAUUCGAAGAUGUCCACGCGAUUGUGUACCGGCUGAGAAACAAGUCCAGGCUGUGAGUGCCAGUCGGCAGAGCCGGGCCUCGCGGUACAUCUGCUGCGAGUGUGGUCGGGUCGUGGGCGGUUUAACCAGCCGAGGGACUCGGGACGUGCUUAAAAGCAAUCGUUUCUUUUCAAGUUGCCGUCCAACCCGGUGGACGCGGGUUUAGCUGGGACUGAUUUAAUUCUGUUCAACUUGAGGAACGUUGCUCUACUAAUUUGGUUAAUUAAACCUGAACCAGACAUGUACUCAAUUAAUAAGUGCCAGCUUAUAUAUAGUGGUGAAACUUUUAAGAAUUACUAAACCAGGGCACAAUCUAGCGUUGGGGGCUGACAGCAGAUUUAACGUCAGAAAAUUCAAAUCCGAAGGGCAAUUUUUUGCUAACGCACGAAUGAAUAAAAUGGUUAAAACUUUGUAUAAUUCUCUCCUGUAAAAGUGUCAUCGAUUCCAGGCUUGAAAUCAAAAAAGAUGUAUUUUGCCACAUUACGUUGUAAAGAGAGUGAUCUUUCUUUCUUCCCUCAAAAUGAAGGAACGUAUUUAGCUGAACGUAUUAACCUCAAACCAACCUCUUAGUCCUUGUGAUUCCCAAUCUGUCCGGAGGAAAUGUUUUGAUUAAAACCUGUUCU